This is a messenger RNA of Symbiodinium sp. CCMP2592, 285 nucleotides long. The record is from the annotation of a GenBank genome assembly. NCBI's taxonomy places the organism in Eukaryota, Dinophyceae, Suessiales, Symbiodiniaceae.
AUGGCACGGACGCGAAAUGUUGAGCUUGCCGGCGUGGAGCAAGCGAGAGAGGCAUAUCCCGAGCUGGUGCUCCUGGCACAGCAGCAGGUAGGUUCUUGGGUCUUGGACUUGGGUCUUCCGGGAGGGAAGUGCGAGGUUGAGUUCGUCGUGGCCAGCAAUGCCAUCACCCUUCUCUCGGAGCUUGGCCCGUCGGUGCCAUGCGCAGAUCCAGGGCUCUUGACCCGCGGACCUCUUGAGUGCCUGGAAGUAGGAUCGAGGAUUGAGGCUUUGGGGGAGGGAGGCUAG